Molecule: messenger RNA, 1133 nt
Organism: Laetiporus sulphureus 93-53
Lineage: Eukaryota; Fungi; Basidiomycota; Agaricomycetes; Polyporales; Laetiporaceae
Exons: 7
Coding region: 1-891 (296 amino acids)
Biological process (GO): transcription initiation at RNA polymerase II promoter; transcription open complex formation at RNA polymerase II promoter
Cellular component (GO): transcription factor TFIIE complex
Source: RefSeq, a predicted model, not a curated record
AUGGCUAAGAAGAAGGCUACUGGGCAGUCUGCCAAGGGCAAGAGAGACAAGCCUGCUUCUGACAAGAAUAAAGCGAAGAGAGGGCAGGGAAGGGUAGUGACACGUCGGAGCAAGGAGCAUCAGGAACAGGAUCAUCGGAUGAUUGAGAAGCUCCGACAGCAAGUAUUUCAACAGCGCAAGGAGAAUACUGCGCUUCAAGUGCGACUAGCCCAAGGUGACAGCAUUCAAAAGCGCUCCCGAGACGAUAACGCCGUCGAUGCCGAUCAGACGGACGAUGAGCGUAGAAAGAAGAGGAAGACCGGUUCUGAAGCAUUUGAAAACACUCACAAAUCUCAGAGAAAGCUUACGCGAUGGGUGGGCAGCUUGAAGGACGACGACUUGGCUGGGCGUAUGGGAUUUCAACUGAAGGACCUGAAUAAGAUUAGCAUGGCGGCGUUGAAAGGUGAAGGCUAUCACCGUCAGAAUGAGCUGAAGGAGCGCGCUCAGCGGUCUGUCAGGAGACAGUACUACUACAUCGACUACCAGCACUUCUGCAAUGUCGUGAAAUGGUGGAUUGCCGAGAUGCGGCCGAUCAUUGAUUCGUCAUUGCGCAAUGAACUCGACAACAAGGGCUAUAUUUGUCCUCAGUGCUACAAAUCAUUCUCGCCUCUGGAGGCGGGAAAGCUAAUCGAUUUUGCCGCUGGCACUUUCAACUGCGACGUGUGCCAUGCGGAGCUUGUAGACAAUGAGAACGCCGAGAGUGUGCGAGGCAGUCAAGACCGUAUGCAGCACUUCAACCGACAGAUGCGCUUCAUUCGUGAAGGGUUGUGCAGGACGGAAGACACGGUGCUAUCUGCCUUCGACGUUGCGCUUUGGAUCAAAAUGCACAUCAUCAGUGCCGAGAAGUCGUAGCUGGCUGCGUGGAAUGGUGGUCUGAAGAUUGCAGGAUCAUCUGGAGAGUUGAAGCAGGAGGGUGCGUUCGGCAUUGUGCUGUCGGUCGACAAAGACGAGGCAACACAGCGAGCGGAAUGAUCUGCCACUGACGCAACUGCAGGCUCUGCUGAGGGAGUGCGAGCAGCCUUGCGUGCACGGCGCUCCAAUUUGCGUCUUUUCUGGCAGGCGUUGAAGUGUCUUGGUGCACCCUUAUGAUUACG